AGAUGAGCCAGAUGAGCCAGAUGAGCCAGAUGGGCCAGAUGAGCCAGAUAGAUGAGCCAGAUGAGCCAGAUGAGCCAGAUGAGCCAGAUGAGCCAGAUGAGCCAGAUGAGCCAGAUGAGCCAGAUGAGCCAGAUGAGCCAGAUGAGCCAGAUGAGCCAGAUGAGCCAGAUGAGCCAGAUGAGCCAGAUGAGCCAGAUGAGCCAGAUGAGCCAGAUGAGCCAGAUGAGCCAGAUGAGCCAGAUGGGCCAGAUGAGCCAGAUGAGCCAGAUGAGCCAGAUGAGCCAGAUGAGCCAGAUGAGCCAGAUGAGCCAGAUGAGCCAGAUCAAAUGAGCCAGACUCAGCUGCCAGAGGAGCCCGAGGAGCCACAGGAGCCAGAAGAGCCAGAGGAGCCAGAGGAGUCAGAAGAACCAGAGGAGCCUGAGGAGAAGAGCCAGAGGAGCCAGAGGAGCCAGAGGAUUUCUUGGUCGAUUUUGACAACCAAUACGUCGUUGCUUUUCCUUUUUCACUGGCUCACCUUUCUCUGCUUCCGAAAUGCGAUGCCGUCCACCUGGAAAGCCUUGAGGAGCCAGAGGAGCCAAAGGAGCCAGAAGAACCAGAGGAGCUAG
This is a messenger RNA of Sycon ciliatum, 605 nucleotides long. RefSeq names its product sporozoite surface protein 2-like. Lineage: Eukaryota; Metazoa; Porifera; Calcarea; Leucosolenida; Sycettidae. The coding region runs from base 3 to 605 and encodes 200 amino acids. The record is from RefSeq and is a predicted model, not a curated record. The transcript is spliced from 3 exons.